AUGUUUGGGAAGGUAAUCCCAAUAACGAAAGCGCUUGGCAGCGCAGGUCGUGAAGGGAAAAGAAGGUUAAAUAUCUUGGAUGUACAGCCCUGCUACACCAUUGCAGCUAUAGAAAUGGGAGACUUGUGGAUUGGAAUUCUUGCUCUUUACACAGUUCACAAGGGGCAGUUUAACUGUCCGGGGGGAGGAUUACUGCACACCUACUUGCUUGUCCUCCUCAUUCUCCUGGCUUCUAUAAUAUGUGCGUUAUCUGUUCUUGUAUACAUCAGUAUGCAAGGAACAAUUUCUAAUCCAGGCCCAAGAAAAUCACUUCCCAAGCUACUUUAUACUCGCCUACUUCUCUAUUUGCCUGAAUUCAUCUGGGCUGUUGUAGGAGCUGUAUGGGUGUCAGACAGCAGCGUGCACUGCGAGAAGACUGUGAUAAAUGUCAUCAUUGGGACAGUUAUUGCAAGCUGGGUUAUCAUCAUCUUUACCAUCAUUGGAGUUGUAAUCGUCUUUGAUCCACUUGGGGGGAAAAAGACGUUUUACCUCACCGAUACUGUAAAUCGGAACCUGGAAAGCAGUCAGUCAGGGCAAUUGCUGUAUAACGUGAAGAACACUGCCACCAGAGUCUGGGAAAAAAGAAUCAGGUUACUGUGUUGUUGUAUUGUGCAAGAUGAUGACCAUCGAGUGGCUUUUACAAGUAUCGCAGAGCUUUUCCGCACCUACUUUUCAGACACUGAUCUGGUGCCAAGUGACAUAGCAGCUGGUUUGACUCUGCUCCAUCAAGAGCAAGAUAAAAUGGAAAGUUGCCCAAAAGAGCCUGAAGAAGUCCUGUGUCAUUCUCCAUCAUCUCUUGUGGCAGAUGAUUUGGAUAUCGAACUGGAGAAUGCUGCUCACUAUAUGCUGUUUGCUGCAGCUGCUUAUGGCUGGCCCUACUACAUAUACACCAACCCAUUUACUGCACUUUGUAAGCUCAAUGGUGACUGUUGCGGAAAUAGACCAACAGAUUCUGAUAUAACUGGCAGUGAUCGUCAUAACUUUCACUUUGGAUCCAUCCUAAAAAUAACAGGACUGCAGUACAGAGACUUCAUUCAUAUCAGUUUUCAUAACAAGAUCUAUGAGAUUCCAUUUUUUGUUGCUUUGGAUCACAAAAAAGAAGCUAUUGUGGUUGCAGUGAGAGGAACCUUGUCUUUUGAGGACAUUCUCACUGAUCUGUCAGCAGAUUGUGAAGACUUGACACUGGAGGAUGUUCUAGAGAAUGGCUUUGUGCAUAAGGGAAUAACUCAAGCUGCAAAUUACAUCUAUCGAAAGCUAAUAAAUGAUGGAAUUUUAAACCAGGCUUUCACAAUUGUUCCAGAAUAUAAACUUGUGAUAGUUGGUCACAGUUUGGGUGGUGGAACAGCUUCUAUAUUAGCGAUCAUGCUCAGAUGUUAUGCCUUUUCUCCUCCAGGAGGACUUUUAAGCAAAUCACUUGCAGAUUACACUAAGCACUUCAUUAUUUCAGUCAUUGUUGGAAAGGACCUUGUUGCAAGGUUAAGUAUGCCCAACAUGGAGGAUUUAAAGAGGAGAAUAGUGCGAAUUGUGGCAAACUGCAACAGACCCAAGUACCAGAUUUUGCUGCGUGGGUGUUGGUACGAAGUAUUUGGAGGAGAUCCAGAUAACUUCCCAACUGAGCUGGAUGGUAGAAACCACGAUGCCCUCACCCAGCCACUUCUAGCUGAGGAGAGUUUAAUGGUCCAUCGGUCACCUUCGUACAAUGCCCUUGAGGAUGAAUCGCACUUAAAUUCACCGCCUCAGUAUCCUCAUCUAUAUCUUCCUGGAAAGAUUAUUCACAUUGUAGAAGAAUCCAGCUCUAGGAGGUUGUGCUCUUCAGAUAUUAAAUAUACGGCAAGAUGGUCAAAUGAAACAGUCUUCAGCAGCAUUUUAAUAAGUCCCAAGAUGAUAACGGACCACAUGCCAGAUGUUGUGCUCAAAGCUCUGAACAGUUUGUCUCAGGAACAUGGAUCUUGUAUUUCUUGUCAAACACGAGAAUGUAACACCAAUGUAGUGUAACCAUCACUCCAAGAAGAGGUGUGGCGUUUUGUUUGGGUUUUUUUAAUUGCAGGUUUCAAGUAUUUGGGACACAGUCAUUCCACUUUCAUACUUAAGUGGAUUUCAGUACUUUUUAUCACAUUGCAUAAAAUAAAGGCCCUAAUGCCCUUGCCUCUGCAGCGAGCUCGAGUAGCAGUUUGCUGGUUAAAGCACAGAUGCUGCAGUUACGCUGACGGUUGAGCUUUUACAAAAUGGAAGAGUGUGACAAGGUCUGGCUAAGCCUGUGUACGCUGGCGCACGAGCGCUGAGGCGUCAGCUGAAUACUUGACCAAAAUGAGUGCGUGAGCCCAGCUUGGCCUACGCAUUGGAGCAGCACCCUGUCAGACCUUAAAAAAAAUAAAUCCCAUUCUGCUUCAAAGUCCCUUUGCGCGGUUGUCUUAGCGCCCUGUGACUGCCCUUUGCAAAGCCUGGAGGGCGUUGUGCGCAAGGAGCGCUAUGAAAGCAAUGCCGCAGUGCGGGAGGGCUGCGCCAUCGCAGUGGCUGGAGGUGGGUAAGUGAACCAGUCUGCGGCGGGCAGCAGUGUGCGGGCGGGCCCCCCCUCCCCACCCCGGGGGGGGUUUAAUCGCGCAGUUCUGAGUGAUUGCACUAUUUUUCUUACAGAUUGUGGUAGUACCGUGGGGGGCAGGGGGAGCGUUGUGCUUAAAUGCUGCUUGAGCAGACAUGUGCAAUAUUCUUUAAUCUACCCGUCUUUUGUAUUUGUUGAUCCACAUGACUACUUUUAUUGAUUUUAAACUAAACUAAUAUUAUAACUACUUAAUGAGAAGAAAAAAAAAAACUGUUCAUGCCCUGGCAUCAUCUUAGUCACUAGGUCUAGCUCUGACUACCGAGCACCUAUCUAAUUCUGCUAAAAAUGUGUAACCAGUUGUACUGAUUUUAAAAAAGUGGAUUCCUUGUUUUUAGUAUGCAACUAUUUUAAUUUUUUUUAAAAGCUCAGCAGCAUUUCUUAUUUAAAAAAAUUGAUAGAAAUAAGUAAAAGUACUAUGACGUGGUUGAGAAUAACCGUGUGAAUGUUCUUGCUGUGAUACUUAAUAUGGAGACAAAAUAAAAUGCACUCUAAA
Messenger RNA from Pygoscelis adeliae (Adelie penguin), 3131 nucleotides. It is a transcript of the gene DAGLB, whose product is annotated as diacylglycerol lipase, beta. Gene Ontology annotation, biological process: lipid metabolic process. Lineage: Eukaryota; Metazoa; Chordata; Aves; Sphenisciformes; Spheniscidae. The coding region runs from base 1 to 2034 and encodes 677 amino acids. The record is from RefSeq and is a predicted model, not a curated record. The transcript has 17 exons.